Messenger RNA from Eriocheir sinensis (Chinese mitten crab), 1262 nucleotides. Its product is annotated as pancreatic triacylglycerol lipase-like. The transcript has 9 exons. The record is from RefSeq and is a predicted model, not a curated record. Gene Ontology annotation, molecular function: lipase activity. Gene Ontology annotation, biological process: lipid metabolic process. Bases 130 to 1170 code for a protein of 346 amino acids. Lineage: Eukaryota; Metazoa; Arthropoda; Malacostraca; Decapoda; Varunidae.
GAGCCGCGGGAGAUAGCGGGCGGAGCGGCAGAGGGAGGGUGGCCGAGGGUUGCGCUUAAUGGGAUUCGUCUCGCUGCCAAUUAUUACGCAGUUCAGUCCCCGCCAAGCCGUUGUGUGGUGGUGCUCGUCAUGGCGCGCCAGGCUCUCCUCUGCUCCCUCUUUAUCGUGGUGGCGGCAGCAUCGUCGUGGCCAGACCUCCGUGACCCCUACAAUGACCGCAGCAACCACCUCCACACCUUCCCAGAGCCUCUCCUCGGCAACCUGAGUGACAUCCGCUUCCUCCUCUGGACCAGGUCUAACCCGGGCGACGAUGACCACUACCGCCUGCUGCCCGGCGACGCGGCCAACCUGGACCAGUCCCCGCUGGACCCCGCGCUGCCCACCUACGUCAUGUACCACGGCUUCAGCGACUUCGGCCUCUGCGGGUGGAUCUUACAAGCAAAGACAGAGCUCCUGAGCCUGUACGAGUGUAACGUGCUCUCCGUGGACUGGCAGACGCUGGUGCUCUCCCCGUGGUACGACCAGGGGGUGAAGAACGCCUACAGGACGGCCAACUAUACCGCAUCCAUGCUGGAUUGGCUGGCGGCCGAGGUGGGGCUGCUGCCGGCACAGCUGCACAUCACGGGCCAUUCGCUGGGCGCCCACACCGCCGGCCUCACCGCAAAGUACGUCACUGCGGGCACCGUCGCCAGAGUCACGGGCCUGGACCCUGCCGGGCCUGCGUUCUACACUCAGCCGCCUGAGCGUCGCAUUGACAAGACUGACGCCGACUUCGUGGACAUCCUGCACACCAACUCUGGCUCGCUCCCGGAGGGUUGUAUCGCGCUCUUCAAGCCAGUGGGUCACGUGGACUUCUAUCCUAAUGGAGGGAGGCACCAGCCAGGCUGCGUCGUCAUCCCUGGCAACGAGGACAACAUAUUAGACCUCUUGGGGGGAUGCAGCCAUGCCCGGGUCACGGAGAUAUGGGUGGAGAGCAUUGUGGCCCUGCCCCCAGCGGAGGCCUUCACCUCCUGGCCCUGCACUGACUGGGACACCUUCUUUGCCGGGAACUGUUCCAGCUGCGGACAAGGUUGCUUGGAUAUGGGCUUCCACGUCCAAAGAGACCUGGAGGGAACCUAUUUCUUGCGCACCAACCCCUACUCGCCCUUCGCUCUCGGGGACACCCAGUGACAGGCCCGCCGCCCAGGACCAGAGACUCCCCGAGCGACAGCCAUACGCCGUUAUGUUAGGACUUGUUCACUGUUUAAACACUUCUCUAGAGA